AUGGUUCAUGGUGGUUCUGUUCUACCUCCAGUCUUUAUACAAGUUGAAAAAAUCGCAGAUACAGAAGAUGAUCGUUCAUAUAAAUGUAAAUGUGAACAAGACAAUGAAGACGAAAUUAAACAAUAUGAACAAGAAUCAGAAUCAAAUGAUGAUUCUUCUUAUGAUUUAAGUUAUGAAAUUCAACAACCAUACUCUCCUAAAGAUUCUUUCUUUAAAGAUACUGAAAGUGAAAAUAGUGUUAUUACCAAUAUUUCUUAG
Funneliformis mosseae is the source of this 258-nucleotide messenger RNA. Lineage: Eukaryota; Fungi; Glomeromycota; Glomeromycetes; Glomerales; Glomeraceae. The record is from the annotation of a GenBank genome assembly.